Messenger RNA from Schizophyllum commune H4-8, 1095 nucleotides. RefSeq lists its product as uncharacterized. The record is from RefSeq and is a predicted model, not a curated record. Gene Ontology annotation, biological process: regulation of DNA-templated transcription. Bases 1 to 1095 code for a protein of 364 amino acids. Gene Ontology annotation, molecular function: DNA-binding transcription factor activity. Lineage: Eukaryota; Fungi; Basidiomycota; Agaricomycetes; Agaricales; Schizophyllaceae. The transcript has 2 exons.
AUGUCCUCCUCCCGCCCGUCCUCGCCGCCCCCCGUCCCCUCCAAGCGCGGCCGCAAGCGCAACGACAACCUCCCGCCCAACCGCGCCCGCGACGUCCAGCGCGCCUUCCGCGCACGCCGCGCUGCCCAUCUCCAGGCGCUUGAGGCCCGCGUGCAGGAGCUGGAGGACGAGAAUGCCUGCCUUCGUCAAGCCCUCAAUCUUCCCCCUGCCAACCGCCCGCCGCUCGGGAAGGGGCCGACCGGGAAGGACAAGCCCAAGACGAACGACCAUCAGCCAAGCCAGGCGUCUCCCACUGGCUACAAUCCCAUCUUCACCCAGAGUCGCGCAUCAUCGGUGGACUCGCCCGGUUCGACGCGCACCAGCUCUAUGUCGCCGAACAUGCUUCCAUCCUCAUCACGGGCGAUGCAAGUCGUCGACAGCGGGCCUUGGGACCAGGCCAUCCUCAUGAACGAGCAGCAAUCGGAGGUGCCCCCCUCCGCUACCUCGUCGUCCUUCUCCCUCCCGCCGUUGCCAUCAUCCCCCAUGCCGACAAAGACCCUGCCGCAGUCGUCGUAUCCACCUUACCAGUCCGGGCUGCCGCCGCCGCCCCCUCCGCCGCGCGGCUCCAUCUCCUCCAUGCAGUCCUCCACGAACGUCUACGCCUCGCCCCAGCCGUAUGCACAAAGCGUCAACGAGCGCCCGCCUCUGAGCAGCUACGCGUCGUCAAGCUACAACGUUCGCGGAGACGUGCGUGAUGACCCGCGAUCGCAAUAUUCGUUCUCUCAGCAGUCUUUUCCACCCCCAGACGUCGCUCUACACGACGAACGCAACGGGCCCAGCUCUGCACCCUUACAUGCACCAUCCCACCAUGCGCCCCCACGAGAGUCUCCCCUACCUUAUUCCCAGCGUCGCUCAGUGACGGACCCGCAGGGGUACGGGCAGCCUCUCUCGCAGGCGCAGGCGCACCACCAUCAGCAGCAACAGCAGCAGCAGGCGUACAUGUCGCAGGCCGCGCACGGCAUCCGGCUCCCGUCGCCUCCCCGUCUACCCGAUGGUCACCUCCCUUCGCUCAGGUCGGCAUACGGCCCGGACGGCACCAUCAACUCGCUGGCAUGA